CAGUCUGUCUGCCCCCAACGUCAACACGGAGAGCUCAAGGGACCGCUUGCAAUCCUAUUCGUAUUCCUGGGUAGCAAAACAAGAUCGGACCAUGGCCAAAAAGUAACACCGACUUUCCCAGCGAUCUGUUAGCUUUUGACAAGAGAUAAUACUAUGCCUGAUGCGAACAUGUCGCAAGCAGUAGAUGACGACGACUUUGGUGAUUUUGGUGGCUUUAGUGCGGCGCCAGAAACAGCCAAGCCUCUCGAGAAUGGAAACCAUGCCCAAGCCGAACCAACCGACGAUGACGAUGACUUUGGGGACUUUGCUGCUGUACAAAAUGAAAAUACCCAACAGACAAAUCCUCCAGAAGAGGACUUUGGAGAUUUUGGAGGCUUUGGCAGUGCGCCAGCAGUGACAAAAGAAGAGACUGCCGAUGAAUUUGGUGGAUUUGGCAGCACUUCCGCACAAGUAGUGGAGACAUCAGACAACAAUAAUACGGAAAGCAAUAAUGUCUUGCACGCAGAUUCUGAACCAGGGAAUGGGGCUACGACAACAGCGAGUCCUGAAUCUAGCACCGUUGGUGGCUAUGACACUGCCAAGGAAGAUGAAGACAGUAACCCUGAAGUAUCUGCCAAAGCAGCUGAGGAUGAUGAAUUCGGUGACUUUGGCGACGCCACGCCAACGCCACAGGAUCAGCAGAAGGAGGAUCAAAUUGGAGGUGUUAAUAAAAAUGGAGAGGCGGGCGAAACCGAUGCAGCAAUUGCCACAAACACAGCAACUACAGACGACUUUGGAGAUUUUGACACUGCCACACCAAUGACCGAGGCUAGUACACCAGCAGUCGCCACAGAGCCAGCGGCUGAGGAGUUUGGAGACUUUGGAAAUGCAACUGAAUCUGCUACUGCAGAAGAAACAGAUGACUUUGGUGAUUUUGGCACUGCAACAACAGUGGAGGAAGCUGAUAGUAAACCGCAAACCACGGAGCCAGCUGAAGACGAUUUUGGGGACUUUGGAAAUGCACCAGAGGCCCCUCCUGCAGAAACAGACGACUUUGGAGACUUUGGCAGUGCAACACCAAUGACCGAGGCUAGUACACCAGUAGCCGCCGCAAAGCCAGCAACUGAAGAGUUUGGUGACUUUGGAAAUGCAACUGAAUCUGCUACUGCAGAAGAGACAGACGACUUUGGUGAUUUUGGCACUGCAACGCCAGUGGAGGAAGCAGAUAGUAAACCACAAACCACGGAGCCAGCUGACGAUGAUUUUGGGGACUUUGGAAAUGCCCCAGAGGCCCCUCCUGCAGAAACAGCCGACUUUGGGGACUUUGGCAGUGCUCCCGAAACGACUCAACCUGAUACGACGGCACAUCAAGUUGAUGACUUUGGGGACUUUGAUAAUGCACAGUCUCCAGCGGCUGCUCCAGAACCAUCGGAUGCUUUCGGAGAAAUUGGAAGUGCACAAGCAAAGCCUUCCGAAAACGCCGACACAUCUGAUGAUUUUGGGGAUUUCGGAGAUUUUGACAGUGCAGCACCUCCAGCAGCCGCUGAACCAACGGACGAUUUUGGGGAUUUUGGUGGCGCUCCUGCCGCCAAGGCAAAAGAUGAGCCUCCACCUGACAGCGACAACAACACGCCAGGAAACGACGAUUUCGGUGAUUUUGACGAGGCACCCGCCUCCACUUCAAAACCAAUAGAACAAUCUGCCAGUGACGAUUUUGGGGACUUCGGAAGUGCCCCAGCUGUUACGUCGGCUCCAGUCGAGCAGUCCGCCAGCGAUGAUUUUGGGGACUUUGGAAGUGCACCCGCCAGCGCCCCUCCGGUCCAGCAAUCUGCAAGCGACGGUUUUGGUGAUUUCGACAGCGCACCCGCUAAUGCAGCUGCAGUCCAGCAGUCCGCAAGUGAUGAUUUUGGUGAUUUCGACAGCGCCCCUGCUAGUGCAGCACCAGUUCAGCAGUCUGCGAGUGAUGACUUUGGAGAUUUUGACAGCGCCUCUGCUACGAGAGCAAAACAAACCAAAGUUGACGGUUUUGGAGAUUUCUCUUCGUUCAAUGAGGCUGAAUCAAAACAGCCCCAACAGUCACAACAAAUAGCAACCGCUGCUCCGCCUCCUGAGAAAACGACAGCACCGCCUGCCCAGGAUUCAGAUCCGAUACUUCAGAAAGCCCGCCCCGUGUUUUCCAAAGUAUUUGAAAGAUAUGCUCACAGUGAAUCGGAUAAGGAAAUCGGUGGUCCUAGUGAAAUUAUUACAGUCAAAACACUGUUGUCUUCAUUGGUUGAUGAGGGCGACAACAAUGUCAACAAGACGCUGACGGGAGAGUUCCAGACAAUAUUGACCGAGCUUGAAAAGGAGGCUCCUCCAGCGGUCUACAUUCUGGCCGAGGGCGAAGGGUAUCGUCCGAAUGCACACUUCUCGGUUCCUAUUGGCGGGGAGGCACCAUUGGAGGGCAAGCAGCCCCGAAUCCAGCGAAAUGCACCCUCAGAAGCUCAAACGCAACAACCCAGUACCCCUCAGUCACCUCCGCUGACACCAAAGAACGACAGUUCAACCAGAGUGCAACCAGAAAAUGUAGCAGCAUGCGUGAAUACGAAUGAGGCUGCUGGGACUGGCCAACAGAUUUCGGAAAGAAUGCAACAGUUCUUACGGAGCAUCCCAGAUCUUUCCUUUAUGCUUCAAUCAAAACUUUCCCAGCCUGAGACACGACGCUAGCUAGGUUGUUAAAAGUCAUGAUGAUGCGUUUCGCUUCCUUUAGAAGGAUGCCGAUCUCGUCGCACGCCCUUGUCUAGCAAGCUAGUAGCCUCUUUUAGGGAUCAGCUUCUGCUUCUAAUGUACAAAUAGUUGGUUGGCUUUGGAUUGAAAUUUGGUCUUCCCCGUUACCAGUCGAAUCCCGAGUUCACUGGCAAUCCCGUGAGAUCUUCUGUCCAUGGAACAGAAGAUGUCCAUGGCCAGCCA
Seminavis robusta is the source of this 2928-nucleotide messenger RNA. Lineage: Eukaryota; Bacillariophyta; Bacillariophyceae; Naviculales; Naviculaceae. The record is from the annotation of a GenBank genome assembly.